AUGGAGUCAGUGGUUUGGGGAAAAGCAGAGAUGGUGCCGUGGGGAGGUCCACUGUGUUGUCCACUGCACUCUGAUGAAGAGGCUCUUCUCACAGAGCUGCUCGUCUUCAUCACUCUCUGCUCCUGUUGCACCAUGGCCUCUUUCCUGUGGGGCUGCGUCACAGACUUCUUCACCUAUGAGACCACCAAGUCUGUAGUGGUCAAGCGUCUGUCUGUGGGAAUUGUCAACCGGAUUGUCCAAGUGCUCAUCAUCGCCUAUUUUGUCUGCUACGUCUUCCUACAUGAGAAAGCUUACCAGACGACAGACACAGGCAUCGAGUCGUCGGUUAUGACCAAAGUCAAAGGGUUUGGGAGACAUUACGGUCGCAUUAUGGACGUGGCGGAUUAUGUGUUUCCACAAGAGGUCACGCAGGCUCAGAUCGAGGCGUCUUUGGCCCAGAGUCCAGGCAGCCAACUAUCGCUCAAACGUGGGAUCAAGAGCUCACUGGACUCUGGGAUGCCCUCUCUCUCCAUCUCAGACCAACAUGUGUGA
Messenger RNA from Knipowitschia caucasica, 531 nucleotides. NCBI's taxonomy places the organism in Eukaryota, Metazoa, Chordata, Actinopteri, Gobiiformes, Gobiidae. The record is from the annotation of a GenBank genome assembly.